Messenger RNA from Acyrthosiphon pisum (pea aphid), 1139 nucleotides. RefSeq lists its product as uncharacterized. Lineage: Eukaryota; Metazoa; Arthropoda; Insecta; Hemiptera; Aphididae. The transcript is spliced from 2 exons. Gene Ontology annotation, molecular function: protein dimerization activity. The coding region runs from base 1 to 921 and encodes 306 amino acids. The record is from RefSeq and is a predicted model, not a curated record.
AUGGAUACAUUAAAAUUUUCAUUGAAAGGUCAUUCAGAUACUAGAUGGGCUUCAAAAGCACAAGCUGUUAAGGCAAUGAACUCCCAAAUAAAAGAAGUAUUUAAGGUACUACAAAAUAUUUCUGACUCAGAACUUAAUUUGGAAACAAAAUCAACAGCUAAAAAUUUACUUAAAUUGUUCAAUUUUGACUUUCUUUACUUACUUAAUAUUUGGAAUCAAAUUUUAAGUAGUAUAGAUCGUGUUAAUCAAGCUUUACAAAACAAAAACUUAUCGUUGGAAAAAGUUUCCAAUUUGCUACUCGGGCUUAAAAAUGGUUUGCAGGAAAUUCGUGACACAACCAUGGAAGAUAAUUUUACAAAUGCUACAAAAAUGAUGAACUUUCGAAUUACUAUUAUAGACUCAAUAGAUAUUCUUCUUACUCAGAUGACAUGGCAGUAUGAAAAAAUUAUGGAAAUUUCAAACGAUUUUGAAUUUCUUUCCGGUCAUUCAUUAACCAAUAUGAAUUCACACGAUUUGCAAAAAGCAGCUGCUGAUUUAGGAUUAAAAUAUAAUGAAGAUAUAAAUACUGCGGAAAUAGUUGAAGAAAUUAAAGAUUUCAAACAUGCAGCUUUAUCAAUUUUGCCAAGUAUUGAAUCAGUUACGUUUUUGGAUUUAUUACAAAUGAUUCACGAUUAUAAGCUUAAAGAAUCGUAUCCAAAUAUUGAAAUUGCUAUAAGGAUUUUUCUCUCAAUACCUGCUUCAUGUGAAAGGAGUUUCAGCAAACUUAAAUUGAUAAAAACAUACUUAAGAUCAACAAUGCCAGAAGAGAGAUUAUCAAGCAUGGCCAUACUUUCAAUAGAAACAGAAAUCGCUAGUAAAUUGGAUUACGAAGAAAUUAUUGACAAAUUUGCCGACACAAAAGCAAGGAAAAUAUCGUUAUAAAUAAUGAUUAUUUUAUUUUUAUUAUUAUUAAUUAUUAUUUUAAAAUACCUUAUAAAUAAAUUUGUAAAAUUCGAAUUGAUUUGUUUCCUAUAAUAUAAGGUUGAGAAUUAUAAACUUGUGGCUAAAAAUAUUAUUUCUUGUUUAGCUCGAAACCUAAUUAAAAAUUUACUGAUUUUCCUAAUCUUAUUAUUUUAUUGAAAAAUAUUAAAAACUUUGAG